AUGAUAAACGAGACGGGUUUCCACAAGGAUACGGUUGAUAUCUUUACUUCCGAUGUUGAUCAUUCUAUGAAUUCGGCUCGUUUCAUCGAAUGGAUUGGUUUCGCUGCCUCUCAUCUACGUCUCUAUCACGGUCUUACUGCACGUAUCGCUAUUAUAAUCGACAAUGCCGCAUGGCACAACGAACUUACUGAAGAAAGUAAACCACCGAAACGAUCGUGGAGGAAAGAGCAGAUUCAGCAAUGGCUCACAGAACAUAAGGUCACGUUUGAUCCCAAGUUAACAAAAGCAGAGCUACUUGAAACUGCUUUUCAUCAUGUACCACCGAAACAGUAUAAGACGAAUGUAGCGGCUAUGGAGUAUGAUGUUGAGAUCGUUCGAUUGCCAAUCAAAUACUGUGUGCUAAACUUGAUCGAGUUGGCUUGGGCUCAGCUCAAGGGAUAUGUUAGAACGAACAACACUCUGUUUCGCUUGACUGACAUUCACUCGCUAUCACAGGAAUAUAUGGCUGCUGUCGACGAAGAUACCUCCGUUCGCUUUAUCGAACAUGCUCAAAAGGCUGAGGAAACUUUUCGAAAGGCCGAUAACUUCAUGGAAGAAGAAAUGGAACCGAAUUUAGUGGACGAUGAUGACGAGGACAUCGACCCGGAUGUUUAUCUGGACUCGACAGAUGAUGACGAUGGCUGUUAA
This is a messenger RNA of Didymodactylos carnosus, 687 nucleotides long. NCBI's taxonomy places the organism in Eukaryota, Metazoa, Rotifera, Eurotatoria, Philodinida, Philodinidae. The record is from the annotation of a GenBank genome assembly.